CGCACUCAGGUGCUUGCCAGUACCAGAGCUAAGACCGCUGCCGCCACGGCGACACCCUGGGUCCCCCUUAUGUAUGGAGUCCGCGACGUCUUUGGUGAUUCGGACGACGACAUUGACGACAACCGACCCAUCCAUCAAGUUGGGGACACGGAUGAUGACGGCGACGGCGAGGAUGGGGCGAACGGCUGCAGCCGCGACGACUCUGACGAUAGCGUCGCAUGCGUAGAUCCGCCUACCCUUUCUGACAAACAGAGGAAGGGAGGCCGCCCGACCCGCAAGGGACAACGGUCGACGUCUCCGCGGGCCGGCGCGGCCGGUUGUCCCGUCGACCUGGCGAGAGAGCAGCGGGGCGAGGAGGGGGCCACGCGGAAGAAAGCGUCCAAGGGCGCGUCGGGGGAUCCCCUGGAUGUAGAUUCGGGAGUGUCGGAGCAGCCGGCGCCUAGGGGCAAGAAGAAGGCAUCCGUCAAGACUAGGAAGGCCGGUGGGAAGA
Molecule: messenger RNA, 490 nt
Organism: Ectocarpus siliculosus
Lineage: Eukaryota; Phaeophyceae; Ectocarpales; Ectocarpaceae
Source: the annotation of a GenBank genome assembly